AUGCUUUUCCAUAACCAAAUUGCUUGGAUCUUCUCAUCAAGCGAAGCCGUGUUAGCAGCCGUUAAUAAAACUCACUGUUCUAUUAGCUCUCACCGUGUGGCGGUUGGAUCCGGUUGGCAAUCCUACGUUGCCUAUAUAAACUUAGGAUGUUACUAUUGUAUUGGAAUUCCACUUGGAAUUUUAAUGGGUUGGAUUUUGAAGUUCGGUGUCAUGGGUAUUUGGGCUGGUAUGAUAUUUGGAGGAACCGCAGUUCAGACAAUAAUUUUAAUUUUGAUCACAAUGAGAUGUGAAUGGGAAAAAGAGGCGCAGAUUGCACAAGCACGUAACCGGUUCAAGUAUCAUAGAAUCUCUAAGCAGUUAGUGAGUUACUUACUGGACAAGACUGAUAAGAGUUUAUUAACUGAUUAG
Messenger RNA from Eruca vesicaria subsp. sativa (arugula), 408 nucleotides. Lineage: Eukaryota; Viridiplantae; Streptophyta; Magnoliopsida; Brassicales; Brassicaceae. The record is from the annotation of a GenBank genome assembly.